Etheostoma spectabile (orangethroat darter) is the source of this 3720-nucleotide messenger RNA. It is a transcript of the gene gpr12, whose product is annotated as G protein-coupled receptor 12. Gene Ontology annotation, molecular function: G protein-coupled receptor activity. Gene Ontology annotation, biological process: G protein-coupled receptor signaling pathway. The record is from RefSeq and is a predicted model, not a curated record. The transcript has 2 exons. Gene Ontology annotation, cellular component: membrane. The coding region runs from base 786 to 1805 and encodes 339 amino acids. Lineage: Eukaryota; Metazoa; Chordata; Actinopteri; Perciformes; Percidae.
GUCAGUUCCUCAUCAGUAGAGGUGUCUCGGAUGGAGAGAAGAGGGAGAGAAGAUGGAGGAUAGGGGAGAGGGAGGGAAGGAGGUUGCUGUUAAUAGAACAGACAGGACCAGAAUAGCAGGGCGUCGCAGAAGAAAAGCGAGUCUCUGGCUCUCUGCCUUCCAGCAUCCUCAUAUCUGAAACUCGAGUCAGGCAACAUCAAAUCACUAAAACUAACAGUUGUAAGUCUUUUGCUAAUGCAGUUUGUUUAAAUGGGCCAGAAUAAGCUUUAUUAGGAAAGGGACAAAUGCUGCAACAUAUAGUCAUGCCUGUUGAAAUAAGGCGUGUUAGACUGUUACAACAAGCGACCAGGCAUGUGAAAAGUCCCCCCCCCAACACACACACACACACACACACCUCUGUCUUUGUCCUUGAGACAGAACGGAUCAGACAUUUAGCUCUUUAACGGGGCUAAACCGGCCUCUGGUGGUCUGGUCCAUUUGGGACUCCUCCUUUAUCAUCGAUCCCCUCCUCCCCUCCACACACACACCUCGCCCUCCUCUGCCCCUGCUCCCUGCACAGCAGCAGUCCACGGCGAUUCGCCGUUAACGGCAGACCCGCUCCCCGCUCUUUUCUUCUCCUCACGUCCUCCCCGCUUUCAGGCAGAGAAGACCAGCAUCCCCGUUCCCGGGCUGCGUCUCCGUCCGCCGGCGCUGCACCAUCCUUAUCAAUAACAUGGAAAUAGAAGACUGUCGUUCUUCCAUCUAGACGGAAAGUCUCACCACAAAGAGUCAAGACGGGGGGCACAAUGAGUGAAGAGCCGCCGGUCACCCCAAGCUGGUUGACCCCUGACCCCACAGCAUGGGCCAGCGGAGGGCCGAUGGACAACAGCACCAGCUUGGAGACGUUUCCUCCAGAUUCCCUUCCGCCCAGCCAGCUGCCCCUGCUGAUCAACCCCUGGGACAUUGUGCUGUGCUCAUCGGGGACUCUGAUAGCCUGUGAGAACGCCCUGGUGGUGCUGGUGAUCUGGCAGAACCCGGCGCUCAGAGCUCCCAUGUUCCUGCUCAUUGGCAGCCUGGCGCUGGCCGACCUACUGGCCGGCCUGGGCCUGGUGCUUCACUUCACCUGUGCCUAUUUGCUUCAGUCCGACUCGGCCCAGUUGCUGACCGUAGGCCUGGUGGUGGCCUCCUUCUCCGCCUCUGUCUUCAGCCUUCUGGCCAUCACUAUUGACCGCUACCUGUCACUGUACUAUGCCCUCACCUAUAACUCAGAGCGGACAGCGGCCUUCACCUACACCAUGCUGGUGCUGCUGUGGGGCCUCUCCCUGUGUCUGGGCCUGCUGCCCGUAACAGGGGUCAACUGCCUGGCAGAGGAGGCUACAUGCAGCGUGGUGCGGCCACUCACAAAGAACAACAUUGCCGUGCUGUCCGUCUCAUUCCUGCUGCUCUUCGGCCUCAUGCUACAACUCUAUGUCCAGAUCUGCAAGAUUGUGAUGCGCCACGCUCACCAAAUCGCCCUCCAGCACCACUUCCUGGCUGCCUCACCCCACUACGUCACAACACGGAAGGGCGUGUCUACGCUGGCCAUCAUCCUGGGUACCUUUGCUGCCUGCUGGAUGCCAUUUACUGUCUACUCCCUCAUUGCUGACUACACCUACCCUCCACUCUACACCUACGCCACGCUGGUGCCUGCCACCUACAACUCUGUCAUCAACCCGGUCAUCUAUGCCUUCAGGAACCAGGAGAUACAGAAGGCGCUGUGGCUGGUGUGCUGCGGGUGUGUGCCUGCCAGUGUGGCCCAGCGGGCCCGGAGCCCUAGUGACGUCUGACCAAGCAGACCAUUGUGGGAAGACGGAGGCGCCCUAAAUCAGCUUUGCUUCUUACUGGAUGUGUCUGGUGUAGAAUAGAGCAGCAGCAAGGGAGGCCAGGGGAAGUGGCAGAGGCCUGUGGCUUCAGUUCAGGCUGGAGAUGUUACUGGCAGUGGCAGUUUUGUUAAUUAUCCUCUGCCCACCUGGAUGGAUAACGUUUUUUUGUUUUUGUUACACUCACCAUAGGGCAAGGUGUCUCACUGUCUUCCCCAGGCAGACAGUGCAGGCAGCAUCCCGCCCUCUCCCGUUCAACCUGCCCGCCACGCCCUUCCUCUGAUCUGCAAAAAGCGCUGAGUGCAUCACAUGUUACAGGCAGCAGCUGUAUGUGCAUAUAGUUAACAGCACGUGAGCUUUGGUUGACACGUGUUUGUUUUUCUUUAAAUAGGGAGGGAUUAUUAGUUUGCACGCGUGCGUAAAAGCGCACGGCAGAUUAAACAGUGUGCGAAGAGAGGAGAGGCCGCGGCUGAAUAUGCAGGUAUUUCCACAUAGAGCCCGUCUGAAGCAGCAUCCCGGCGCUCUGCUGCUGCACUCUGAACGUGCGUCGAAAGCUAAGCAGCCGCGGAGAGCUAAAAAUAGACCCGGCGCUCUCUGAUCCGCGCCCUGAGUCCUCCACAGACCCCGAGAAAGAAAUUAAGCCGUUUAUUCUUCUCCUCACCUCUCCAGAUGUACCAGUCUUCUUUUCUCUCUCGAUUGUGCGUACAUGGCUUUUAGUUCAUCUCGCGUCUGGGAGGCUCAAGAUAAAGCCCCAGGAGACCCCACCAGUAACCCCUCCUCCCUCUCUUAUCAUUAACAGGAGACCAAACCGAAUAGAAACCUGUCGGAUUAUGUAACCCCCUUAAAUCGCCCCUCUUUCACCUAUUGAAAGGAAAGUUUUUUUUUAAAUGUCUUGAGAUUAUUGUAUAAUUUUUAAUUGAAAAAGCCCACACAUUUGAACGAUAAUUUGAAGGAUCAGGUAUUUCUUUUUACAUAAUAACACAAAUAUCAAAUGUAUUAUCCAUCAAGUAAUACAUUAGGAUGUUAAAUUAACAUGCCUAUGAUCAGAUCACUACAAACCUGUAGACAAAAGCCCAACUAGCAGUAAAUGAUACAAGGGAUUUGUUUUGGUGAAAAUCUGUUAAAUCUGAAUGCAUUUCCAUUUAUUUGAUAUUUUUGGCUCCAUGCUGGACCUCAGUGUAUUUGGCAUGCAACAUAUGUCCUUUUCCCCAUGAGUUCAGGUAGGUCACAGGCCAUGUGUCAUGUAUACCCUGAUGUAAUCAUGGCCCAAAUCCUUUUUUUAUGGCCCAAAACCCAAACUCACAACACCUACUAGCUGCUCUGAGUUAGUUCUCAUUCAUUUUUUAUCUCAAAAUUAGUUUGCAAACCUGACAAACAUGCUCGCUAAUUCCUCAUUCCUUCAUAUCUUGUCAGCAAUAACUAGCCUAUGAAUGGUAGUUAUUUUUUUUAGAUGUGAAGCAAUACUCAGACAGCAAUAACAUCCACGUCGCACCAUGACUUCUUCCUGCUGCAUGAAGUACCAUAAUGGCCACUCAGGUUAGGGGGAUGUGUUGUAGUGACUAGCAUCAGUGAGCUACAAGUGAUGCUUCCAUGAUACAUUUUCAAAUAGGUGGUAGGAUAAUCACUCCUGGGCUGGAAAAUGUGGACAAAAUGAAACAACUUAUUUGUCUCGGUGACACCACUGCCUCAUUCCUGCCUAAUGAUUUUUUUCUUCCGACUCAAAAUUGGGCUUUGAUUAUUUGUCACAUCAGGCUGACAUUUUAUUUAGUUGCCUCGGCCUUUUGUGAUGAACUGAUCAUUGUCUCAUGUGUGAUAUGGGACUGUGUUUUUGUGCAUAAGUUGCAUGGCCUCUCUGUGUGUGUGUGUAUGUAUGUAUGUGUGU